GCCGGCGCGGCUCGCGUGGAACCGGCGGAGGCCAGAUCCCGAGCGCCGCGAGGGGCGGGGCGCGGAGGCGGGGCGGCAGAGCACCCGCGCCGCCGCCGACGAGGAGGAGCCGCCCCCGCCGCCACCGCAGCCGCCCGGCCGACGCAGGUGCGGCCGCCGCGCCCGCCGGCUCCCCGCGGGGAUGCGGCCAAUGUCUUAAGAUGGUGUUGGUUGCAGGUGUUAAUAGGAUAAGUGAAAAUAAGAAUAUCCAGAUAUUAAGAUAAGAACUAAAAAAACCAAACAGGGAAGCACUCAUAUUUCAAGAUCCAACGAAAAGGUAGCAAUAGUUAAUAUGGAACAAAAAGCUGGUGAAUCAAAUAAUGAAGAUCUUUUAUCAAGUAGUGGCGUCACAUCCAAUGGAGGUUCUUCAAGUCCAUUUUUUAUGUCGUCUAUUCGUGGUACAAUAAUUGAAAACACAUCUUCAGCUGGGACAUUGACACAGAUUCCUUUUUUCCCCAAAUAUGAAGUGGAGCUUGAUUCUCCUAGAAAAGUUAUCCCUUACCCUGGAAAGGAACACAUUGAACGUGUUUUGGAAGAAUAUUCACAUCAAGUCAAAGAUCUGCAGAGAAGACUAAAUGAAAGCAAUGAAUUGCAUGAGAAACAAAAGUUUUACUUAAGGCAAUCCGUCAUUGAUUUGCAAACAAAACUUCAAGAGAUGCAAAUGGAGAGAGAUGCCAUGGCUGACAUCAGACGAAGGGAGAGUCAGUCCCAGGAAGAUUUAAGAAAUCAGCUUCAAAAUACAGUUCAUGAACUUGAAGCUGCCAAAUGCCUUAAGGAGGACUUGCUGAGAGAUAGCAACACACAGAUAGAGCAGCUGAGAAAGAUGAUGCUGAGUCAUGAGGGAGUGCUUCAAGAUAUCAGAUCAGUCCUAGUUGACUUUGAAGAAGCCUCAGGCAAGAAGAUAUAUGAACAUGACAGCGUGUCUACUCUCCACUUCCGCAACAUGGGCUCAGCUAUUAGCAAAAUCCUAAGAGAAUUAGACACAGAGAUAUCUUAUCUUAAAGGGAGGAUAUUUCCAGUAGAGGAGCAGCUUGAAGCACUGAAGUCUGAAUCACAGAACAAAAUAGAACUGCUUCUUCGACAACAUCAAGAUAGGAUUGAGCAGUUAAUAAGUGAACAUGAAAUUGAAAUAACAGGACUUACCGAGAAAGCUAGCAGUGCUCGAAGCCAAGCCAAUAGCAUCCAGAGUCAACUGGAAAUCAUUCAAGAACAAGCAAGAAACCAAAAUUCAAUGUAUAUGCGUCAACUCAGUGAUCUGGAAUCUACUGUUUCUCAGCUACGUUCUGAAUUAAGGGAAGCCAAAAGGCUGUAUGAAGACAAGAUAGAAGAGCUCGAAAAGCAGUUAGUCCUUGCCAACUCUGAGCUAACUGAGGCACGGACAGAACGUGAUCAGUUCAGUCAGGAAUCAGGAAAUUUGGACGAUCAGCUUCAAAAGCUGUUGGCUGAUCUGCAUAAAAGAGAGAAGGAGCUGAGUCUGGAGAAGGAGCAGAAUAAGCGGCUGUGGGACCGGGACACGGGCAACAGCAUCACCAUUGACCACCUGCGGCGGGAGCUGGAUGAUAGGAACAUGGAGUUGCAGCGCCUGGAAGCCCUCCUCAAGGCCAUGAAGAGCGAGUGUCAGGGCCAGAUGGAGCGGCAGAUGGCGGCAAUUCAGGGAAAGAACGAAAGUCUAGAAAAAGUGUCCUCCCUGACUGCUCAGCUUGAAUCCACCAAAGAGAUGCUCCGAAAAGUGGUCGAAGAGUUGACCGCCAAGAAAAUGACCCUGGAGAGCUCAGAGAGGACCGUUUCGGACCUGACAGCUUCCCUCCAGGAAAAAGAGAGAGCCAUCGAGGCUACCAAUUCGGAGAUCACAAAGCUGCGCUCCCGGGUGGACUUGAAAUUGCAGGAGCUGCAGCACCUGAAGACGGAGGGAGAUCACCUCAGAAACGUGCAGACGGAGUGUGAGGCCCUCAGGCUCCAGAUGGCAGAGAAGGACAAGGUGAUCGAGAUUUUGCGACAGCAGAUCGAAAACAUGACACAGCUGGUUGGCCAGCAUGGACGAACAGCUGGUGCCAUGCAAGUGGAAAAGGCUCAGCUCGAAAAGGAGAUCAAUGAUAGGAGACUGGAGCUACAGGAAUUCAAGAUUUUAAAAGAUAAAAAAGAUGCAAAGAUACGGGAACUUGAGGCCCGAGUGAGUGACCUGGAGCUGGAAAAGGUGAAGCUGGUGAAUGCAGGCUCUGAGCGGCUCCGUGCAGUGAAGGACAUCAGGCAGGAGAGGGACCAGUUAUUAAAUGAGGUGAAGACCAGCAGGAACGAGUUGCACAGUCUUUCAGAGGACUAUGAAGUCUUAAAAAGGAAUUUUCGAAACAAAACUGAAGAGAUGGAAGCUACUACAAAUAAACUGAAAAUGCAAUUAAAAUCUGCACAGUCUGAACUCGAACAAACAAGAAAUACGUUAAAGUCGAUGGAAGGAUCCGAUGGUCAUGCUAUGAAAGUGGCAAUGGGGAUGCAAAAGCAAAUCACGGCUAAAAGAGGUCAGAUAGAUGCCCUUCAAAGCAAGAUACAGUUUUUGGAAGAGGCAAUGACAACUGCAAAUAAGGAAAAGCAUUUUUUAAAAGAAGAGAAGAAUAAAUUAAGCCAGGAAUUGAGUACUGUUGCAACAGAAAAAAACAAGAUGGCUGGAGAAUUGGAAGUCCUGAGAUCGCAGGAGCGCCGUUUGAAAGAAAAAGUUGCUAAUAUGGAAGUUGCUCUUGAUAAGGCAUCUUUGCAGUUUGCAGAAUGUCAAGAUAUCAUACAGCGUCAGGAACAAGAAUCUGUGCGCCUAAAACUUCAACACACUUUGGAUGUAAAAGAACUUCAGGGCCCUGGAUACACCUCAAAUACUUCUGUGAAGCCACGCCUUCUACAGCCAUCCUCAGCCACCCGUUCCCAUUCUAAUGUACCGUCAUCCCAGUCCACAGCCAGCUUCCUGUCUCAUCACUCUUUGAAACCUAACACGUUGAAGGAAGAUCCAACGAGGGACCUGAAACAGCUUCUCCAAGAGUUGAGAAGUGUGAUCAACGAGGAGCCAGCUGUACCUCUGGGCAAGCCCGAAGAAGAAGGGAGAACACCGUCCCUGGGAGCGUCCUAUGUGGCUGUAGAUGAUAGAGUAAGAGAUUGCAUUACUGAAUCAAGCCUGAGAUCAGAGAUAUGCCAGAGAAGCAACAACUCAUUAAGGGACUCCACCGAAGGUAGCAAAUCCAGUGAAACUCUUAGCAGAGAGCCGGUCACAUUACAUACAGGAGACCUAGAAGAUCCGUCUAGUUGUUUUACAUUCCCAUCUACAGCAAGUCCAUCUGUGAAAAAUUCAGCUUCUCGUUCAUUCCAUUCUUCUCCUAAGAAGUCUCCAGUUCACUCACUCCUAACUAGUUCGGUUGAAGAUUCAGUAGGUUCCACAUCACCGUAUAGAUCCACGAAACCCGUUCUUUCACCUGAUUCUGUUAAAGCUUCACAGUCUCAGCCAAUAGAAACAACAGGAAAAACAUGUCGGAAGCUUCAGAACAGACUGGAAAGCUUGCAAACUCUGGUAGAAGAUUUACAGAUGAAGAACCAAGGUACAGUGUACAUUUCGGAGAGAUCUUCCUUGCUCAAAAGAGUACUCACCUUCCCUUCAGGUGAAGCCUGUUGUCUAUAGACCCGCAGAAGAGGAUAUUGAAUAAGCAAUUCAGAAACAUCAAGUCAAAACAUGAAGGUCUUAACCAUGACUAACCCCCAGAUUAAUUGUGUGACCUCGGGCAUGUCACUUUAGCCCUGCUCUACUCCGUCAUCUAAUAGGGAUGAUAAUACUGCUGACCAACCCUCCGUAGGACACGUUUUGAGCAGUUUUUCACACGACACUUUCCCACACAUUAUCUUUCUUAUCCCUGUUAGGUCUGCACAUAAGCAUUUGUAUGACGGUAGCCAGGAUAAGAUUGUAGUUGAUGGCUGGAAGACAAAAUAACCAUAUUUCACCUUACACAGAAUUUAAAUUAGCAUAGGCUAGAAGAGACCCAGUGAAUCACUAACUAAAAAGAUAAACUACUUUCAAAUGCACUAAAGCUGUUUGAAUGAGAAACUGUCAUACUCUGCAGAUGGUAGGUAAAUUUGGGGGCAUAAGUUCUAAGUGGUUGUUCCUGUGGAUGUGGGAAGCCCAUCAUGUUUUAUGCUUUUCUGGUAUAAAUUCAUGAAUCCAGGAGUCUGUCAGAGAGAAAUAAUUUUGGAAUAUACUUGUUAAUUCUUACCCAUCUUUCUAUCUCUAGAGAAUAUAAGCUGCUAGAUGAAGGAUAGUAGAUAUUUUUCUAAGAACAAUUCCUUAUAAAGAAAAUUUAACCUUAUCAAUAAUAAUAGUUGCUAUUAAUAUUUCUUGAACACUUACCAGCUGUGUGGCAGGCCCCGUAUUCAGUGUUUGAUUAUUUAUGUUUUCUUCAUGUGAGCCUCACAAUACUGGGAGGUGGGCACUGAUAUCAAGUCACUUGAAAAUGAGGAAUCUGAUGAUCAGAUUACAAUCAGUAAAUAGUUAAGUCACACAACGAGUAGUAUAUCUGGGACUUGAUCUCUGCAAUUGCUGCUUCCAAAGUCCACGUUUUUCAACACGCUGAGGCUAUGCCAAAUUGUUAUUAAGGCAAGUUCCAGAUCCUUUCUGUUAAUCCCAGAUCCUUGUGUAUAUAAACAUUAAGAAAACAUUUGAUUUUAAGUUUGUUGUGAUAUUUUUAAAGGAUGCAUUAUCUUAUUGGCCCCAUUUUUAUUCACACUUUGACUUACAUUUCUGAAUAUAUAUCUGAGUAAUGCUACCAUGUAAUAAUCCAAAUGGGAGACAUGUUGUAUUUGUUUAAAAAAUAAAAAGACCUUUUUAUUUGA
Neofelis nebulosa (Clouded leopard) is the source of this 4893-nucleotide messenger RNA. It is a transcript of the gene CCDC158, whose product is annotated as coiled-coil domain containing 158. The transcript is spliced from 24 exons. Lineage: Eukaryota; Metazoa; Chordata; Mammalia; Carnivora; Felidae. The coding region runs from base 332 to 3691 and encodes 1119 amino acids. The record is from RefSeq and is a predicted model, not a curated record.